Molecule: messenger RNA, 1250 nt
Organism: Mizuhopecten yessoensis (Yesso scallop)
Lineage: Eukaryota; Metazoa; Mollusca; Bivalvia; Pectinida; Pectinidae
Product: thrombospondin-1-like
Exons: 5
Coding region: 286-1032 (248 amino acids)
Cellular component (GO): cell periphery
Molecular function (GO): protein binding
Source: RefSeq, a predicted model, not a curated record
AUCCCCUGAUUCUAUUGACUGAUUGACUGGGUUAAAGAUCUUUUGUACCGUGUAUUUAACUCGAGACAUCUGGCUCGGAGAGGUUCGCUACUUGGAGCGAUCGUAUCGAACGCACUCCAGACACCACGGAAAAAUACCUUUAAAUGGGGACAGAGGAGACUAUGCAGUCAAGUGACUUAGUAUGACGAUCGUAUCGGAAACUCCUAGGUAGCGAUAUGUCGUCCCAGGCUGAUUUAACAUAGGGAAAGAGAGAGUGAAGACGGACUAUGGAUUACUCAGCGAUAAAUGAUACCCAAAACAACAAAACACAACGUCAGACAGUUUUACCAGACUAAGGGAUGUUAUGGACAUGUGCUUCAAACAAUGAAUUCUUUUAUCAUUUUGGAAAUAAUUUGUUUCCUUUAUCAAGUGUCGCUUACAGUGGGAGAGGCCAAGGGUCAUAGGUCACUAGGGAGCUGGGGGGAGUGGUCAGCCUGGUCAAAAUGUUCAGUGACCUGCGGUUACGGUACGUCCAGUCGGCACAAGGAAUGGCGUCAGCCGGACAAAAAGGACAAAUUCCCCUUCUAUGACAUCAUAGAGUGCUGGUCAGCUGUCGAGUGCCCAGUCCACGGUCGUUGGAGCAUAUGGCAGGAGUGGACGGUGUGUCCAGUCAUGUGUAACGGUGGGGUACAGAGGAGGGAGAGACAUUGUAACGAACCUGGACCCAAAUUCGGCGGGAAUAAGUGUUAUGGUGCAAAAUGGGAAGGAAAAGAGUGCGGAAUGCAGAAAUGUCCAGUCAUUCCCGCCAAUUUUACAAUGGCUUCAUGUGACCACACGUCAUUUAUCUGCGACAGCCGACGUCACUGUGUGCCUGGAGGCCAGCGUUGUGACGGUAUCCUACAAUGUCACGACGGGUCAGACGAACGGAAGUGCUUCAGUUAUGUCUUUAGAUGGAACGGAGUUCAAUCAUCAGGCGACGUUCUGAUGGGCAAUGCUCAACUUCUGACAUUCUCACUUGCUAUGGUCUUCGUUGUGAUUUCUCAACCUACAUGACAGAACGAUACAAGAAUAAACUAUUUGAGGAAGAUAUGUCCCUUUAAUUAAAAAGUGGUAUGCAGCCUGUGGUGUUAUCACGGUCCUUAACUCACAUUAAACCGUAAUAUAGACAGUACAUACUGGCGGAUGGGAUUAAUGGAUGUGAUUGACGGUGCCUCUCCGAGCUCAAACCAACGAAGUAGCAUGUUAUGCAGUGGAUGCUACGUUUUAAUGGU